CGCGCCCUCUCCCCGCUGCCUUGAUCCCUCCCCGGCCGUGGUCCUCAGGCCUCAUUGGCCCCUUAUCUCCGCAGUAACCAGACCACAACAGUGAGCUUGAAGCGCCGAGGACAGGUCGGGCACUCCAGCAGGAACCCCACCUCCUUUGGCCAAGAUGCCUUUGGGACUCUCUCCAGGGAGCACCCGCUCCGAGGAUGGAAGCGAGGCCUUCCUGGAGGGAAUAGUGGAUUGGGAGCUGAGCAGACUGCAGCGACAAUGCAAAGUGAUGGAGGGGGAAAGGCGGGCCUAUGGCAAGGAGGUCCACCAGCGCAUCAACAAGCAACUCGAGGAGAUCCAGCGCCUGCAGGAGGUCCGGGACCAACUGCAGGUGCAAAUCAGCGUCGCCCAGAGCCAGGUCAAGCGGCUGCGAGACAGCGAGAGGCUGGAGAACAUGGGCCACCUGCUGAAGUGCCAGGCCCAGGUGCAGGCCGAGGUCACGGAGCUGCAAGAGCAGACCAGAGCCCUGGAUAGGCAGAUCCAGGAGUGGGAGACCCGGAUCUUUGCCCGUGGUAAGGAUGGCAGAACCUCAGGAUUCAUCCUGGAUCAGAAGGUCAAGAUCCGGCGAAGGAUCAAGAUCCUAGAAGACCAGCUGGACAGGGUCACCUGUCGCUUUGACACGCAGCUGGUGCGGAACGCGGCCCUGCGGGAGGAGCUGGAUCUCCUGCGGAUCGAGAGGAACCGCUAUCUGAAUGUGGACUGCAAGCUGCAGAAGGAGAUCCAGCAGCUCCGACACACGGUCAGCGCGCUCAUAGUCUCCUCCACCUCGGCCUACGCCGUCAGGGAGGAGGCGAAGGCCAAGAUGGGCAUGCUGCGCGAGCGCGCGGAGAAGGAGGUGGCGCAGAACGAGACGGAGGUGCAGACCCUGCAGCGGCAGAUCGCGCACCUGGAGCAGCUGCACCGCUUCCUCAAGCUCAAGAACGACGACCGGCAGCCGGACCCCGCCGUCGUGGAGAGGCGCGAGAAGCGGGCCCGGGAGGUGGCCGAAGGCCUCCGCAAGACCUCCCAGGAGAAGCUGGUGCUGCGCUACGAGGACGCCCUGAAUAAACUGUCCCAGCUGACCGGGGAGAGCGACCCGGACCUGCUGGUGGACAAGUACCUGGAGAUGGAGGAGCGCAACUUCGCGGAGUUCAACUUCAUCAACGAGCAGAACUCGGAGCUGGAGCGGCUGCAGGAGGAGAUCAAGGAGAUGCAGGAGGCCAUGGCGAGCGCGCGCGCCGGCGAGGAAACGCGGCGCUCGCUGCAGGAGCGGCAGCGGGCGGAGUUGCAGCGGCGCGUGGACGAGGUGCACGCGGAGGCAGAGAAGCUGGAGGCGCGCUUCCGGGACUUUCGGAGGCAGCUGGAGAAGCUCAAGGCCGACAUCCAGCAGCUCUUCACCCGGGCCCAGUGUGACAGCACCGCCAUCAACGACCUCCUGGGGGUCAAGACCUACAUGCGAGACCGGGACAUCGGCCUCUUCCUGGGCCUCAUCGAGAAGCGGCUGGUGGAGCUCCUGACGGUGCAGGCCUUUGUAGAUGCCCAGAGCUACACCUCCUCCGGCUUAGCGAACGCAGCCCUCCUGGUGCUGGGCCAGAGCCCUGAGGAUCUCCUGAAGAAGAUGGCCACACCUCAGCUCCCUGACAAUCUGGAGGACCCCCCAGGUUUUGAGACCAAAGACGACUAUCCCAUGAGCAGGGAGGAGCUGCUGAGCCAGGUGGUGAAGUCGCUGGAGGUCCGGGAGCAGGCACGGGAGCAGCACCUGAAGGAGCUGGCCGAGGCUGCGAGGAAGGCCGAGCGGGUCCCGAGCAUAAGCCUCCCCAGCCCCCAGAAGGCCAGCUUAGGCACACCCCACAGUAAUGUCCCCGGCUCCAUCUUGAGCCACAGGACUAGCGGCAUCCUGGUGUCCAGUGGCGGCCGUGCCACCAGCUCCAGUGUCGGCCACGUCACCUUUGGCUCCACCAGCGCCAAUGGGGCACCAACGUCCAGCCGGGGCUCGACUCCGGGCCGAGUGACCUUCAGACCCCUCAGCUCUAGUGGCUACCUGGGGUCCACUGGGUACUUGGGGUCCAGCAGAGGCCACGAAAGCUUUGGUGACGUGGAGAGCAGAGUCCCUGGGUCAGAAUCGAGCGGAGGCCUCGAGUCCAGCAGAGGCCAAGUCUCGAGCACUGGCCCUGCCUCCAGCACUGGCCCGGACUCCACCGCCGGCAAAGACUCCCAGAACGACAACUAGGGGCACCUGGUCCCCAGCCCGCCCCUGGCUCCUGGCGGGGCCUUGUCUGUGUCUCUGCCUCCUGACUUUCCC
Messenger RNA from Ceratotherium simum simum (southern white rhinoceros), 2317 nucleotides. RefSeq names its product outer dynein arm docking complex subunit 1 (gene ODAD1). Gene Ontology annotation, biological process: cilium movement; outer dynein arm assembly. NCBI's taxonomy places the organism in Eukaryota, Metazoa, Chordata, Mammalia, Perissodactyla, Rhinocerotidae. Gene Ontology annotation, cellular component: axoneme. The record is from RefSeq and is a predicted model, not a curated record.